Microthlaspi erraticum is the source of this 789-nucleotide messenger RNA. The record is from the annotation of a GenBank genome assembly. NCBI's taxonomy places the organism in Eukaryota, Viridiplantae, Streptophyta, Magnoliopsida, Brassicales, Brassicaceae.
AUGGCUAGAUUGGUCUGGAGUAUACCCGAGUUCCCAACUCAUCCGGGCAUAUUCCCGUGUGACGCUCUAUACAAAAACGUGGACCAUCUGUUUUGGCGUGCGAAAGAAGAGAAGGUUCCAGAGAUAACGAUAGCAAGAUUCCCAUGGAUUCUAUGGUACCUAUGGAAGGCGAGGAACGACAAAGUCUUCAAUAAUAAAGAUAUUUCGUCCUUAGACACUUUCCAACUUGCAUGUGCAGAAUCGGAGACAUGGAGCUUGGCACAAUUGGUGGACAAAACCGUGAGUGAUAAUGUUAUCUCCAGUCCUGUUGUUCAAACAGACUCAAUAAUAACAGCAUCACGGUGUCAAACUGAUGCCUCUUGGAGUAGAGAUUGUAAUGUCUUCGGAGGUGGUUUCGUGCUUGAAACAGCAAAUGACGAACGCCUUUUUGGUGCCAUGGCGGAGUACCAGGUCUCCACACCACUCCAUGCCGAACUGGCAGCCCUGGUUUGGGCAAUGACGAAAGCUCUGGAACAGGGUAUAACGGCACUAUCUUUUGAGACAGAUUGCCUGCAACUUGUGAGAAUUGUUGACAAUGAAGAAGAUUGGCCGUCAAUGAUAUCGGAGUUAGAUGAAUUUCAUACUCUUCGUUCUUCUUUUACUUUAUUCUCACUGUCGUUUAUUCCACGGCUACUAAAUGUAUGUGCGGAUCGUCUCUUAAAAGGAGCACGAGCACAAGGCUUUUGUUUUACUCAUGUAGAUCAUACGAUCCCAAGCUGGUUGGUUUUCGAAACUAACUUGCUCGGAUAA